UGAGCACCAGGGAGGGGCUGAGGGGUGCACGGUCGGCUGAGCCAGCAGUUUCUCAGAUGGGUCAUUUUGUAGCUUAUAUGUGAGCGAAACAAAGGCACCAGGGUCACUAUGUGGAAUGGAUGCAUGGAUACCCAUACAUUCUGUGUGAACACACGUGAUUCCUGAGCCCGGCGGACAGCCCCUUUUCUCCCAUUUGAGCAGUGGGGCCUUGAUGAGCAGCAUAUAUGCAGCUGACCAUCAACAUGUACCUGCUUCAGACUGCACCAGAGCAACUAUGGCUAAACAGACACCGUCCGCCCGCAUCCAUCAUGGCAUCCGGAACACCCGGUGGCGGUCCAUCUGCCGAGCGAGUCCUCACAGCAAGCCCGAGCACUGCUGCUGGUUUUUUUGUACAGACCGAUCUCUCAAUUUUCCAAGUGGCAUCAUGACGAGGGCAAAGACUCAAUCCGGAGUGGCUCAGCUGAAUGAGAAGAUUCAUCUUUCUCCUGAGGCUCAGCAAAUCUCCAGCAUCUUGGAAAACUGCAUCAGUAACAUGAGGAUUGCUGCAGCUCUGCCUGCUGUCCUCCAGUCAGACACCCUGUCCAAUGCUGCAGACAAGAAAUUGAGAGAGUUACUGAAGAAACAUCAAGUAUUGGCUGAAAAUGUAGAGAGAGAAGGUGCUGAACAUGAGUCACAAAAAGAAAGAGAGGAGGAAACUGGAAAAGCAAAGACAAGCUCAAGGGCUCAUCUUGAAAAGGACAUUAAGAACUCAACCAGAGAUGUGCUGAGGUAUUUCCGAACCCAUCCAGACACAGCUUCUGGCUUGAAAGCAGAGUUAUUAAGUAUGGAAAUAGGCGAGAGUGAGGGGAUACUAAUUAGAAACCUGGAGAUGUUUCACAGCCACAUGCUGGAAAAGUUGCAGGCCAGUCUGGGCGAGGAGCCACAGCUGCCGACACUCUCCUCCCUGACCAAUGAUCUGAGGCAGAUCAUUUUAACAGAAGAAAAACUUCAUCCAGCCACAACGCAGUCAUCUGAGGGAGGGAAUGAUGCACGAGGACAUGUCACUUCACCUCUCACAGACUCACAGGGAGGGAAUGAUAGACGAGGAGAUGUCACUUCACCUCUCACAGACUCACAGGAACAGAAGCAGCCACAACUGAAGACACACAGCACCAAGCAGAUGAGCAUGCAACAGGAAAUUGAUCGACUGAAUGCUCAGCUCUAUAAUUUGAUGCGUGAAAACAGUCAGGCAGAAAGCACACUCCAAGAGAAAAAUGAACAGGUGGAAGUGGAAAUUGAAUCCUUACUCAAAAAUUUUGACAAUGAAAUGGAAGAAAGUCAGGCCACCCUGGAGUCAAACGAGCAGAUUUAUGAAAAGGAGCAGGAGGAAUUAAGGAAGCUAGAAAGUCUUUGUGCCAACCUGGAGGAAGAGUACAACCAGAUCCAGGAGCGACAUCGGCUGGCUGAAGAGAAGAGACAGGAAGAUAUGAAAGAGCUGGAGUUGAAGACCAAAGCUGCUGUUUAUGCUCAAGCCUGGUGGAGGGGUUACAGUACUCGCAAAGCCCUGAAGAACAAGGGCAAAAGUAAGAAGAAGGCUAAAAAAGGCAAAGGCAAAAUGGCUAAAUGAACCGAAAAGAGAAGAUCAGAGAGCAAUUCACAGGCCCACUGCUACAGCGAAAGUGGUGUCUGAUUGUUUGAUUGAGUCUGUUUCAUAUUUUUGUUCAUUAUUGUUGUUUUGCAUCUUGUUAGAAAAAAAUGUUUUCAAAAAAAUGUUACUACUACCUUUUUGACCUACAAAGUGGUUUUACAGUUUGGAAAAAAAAGUGUAAAAUUUAUAGAGAUUGUUUGAUUGAGCCUGUUUCACUAUUUUUGUUCACUAUUGUUGUUUUGCAUCU
This is a messenger RNA of Salarias fasciatus (jewelled blenny), 1874 nucleotides long. It is a transcript of the gene drc10, whose product is annotated as dynein regulatory complex subunit 10. The transcript has 7 exons. The record is from RefSeq and is a predicted model, not a curated record. NCBI's taxonomy places the organism in Eukaryota, Metazoa, Chordata, Actinopteri, Blenniiformes, Blenniidae. Bases 212 to 1606 code for a protein of 464 amino acids. Gene Ontology annotation, molecular function: protein binding.